Helicoverpa armigera (cotton bollworm) is the source of this 1776-nucleotide messenger RNA. RefSeq names its product luciferin sulfotransferase. Gene Ontology annotation, molecular function: sulfotransferase activity. The transcript has 7 exons. Gene Ontology annotation, biological process: sulfation. Gene Ontology annotation, cellular component: cytoplasm. NCBI's taxonomy places the organism in Eukaryota, Metazoa, Arthropoda, Insecta, Lepidoptera, Noctuidae. The coding region runs from base 681 to 1736 and encodes 351 amino acids. The record is from RefSeq and is a predicted model, not a curated record.
CUAUUGUUACUAGCCCAAAACAAAUAUCACUUAUCAAGUCUUAUCAAUAAUUCAAUGACUUAGUUUCUAACAGUAUCUAAUAGUCGAUUAAAAAUAGAGUUAAAAUGAAUUAUUUAAAACAAGUGAUCAACAAACGGUCUGCGUUUAAUCAAAGACCCUAUAAACAAUACUAGUGUAUGAAAAUGGACGGAGAAAAAGUUUUUCGUCUAGGUUUCCUUAUGAAUUUAUUUAAUUUAAUCCGGAGGAGAAAGCAUUAUUUAUAACCUGUACUUUUGGCUAAUUUAGGCUGUUUAGAUUUAUUCUGAAUAGCUGGGGUCGGGAUAGUUAUUUAUUAGCUAUAAUCUGGAAACUGCGGAACCCUACACUGAGCGUGGCCGAGACGCUUAGUUUCGGCCGGCUUUAGGCUACGUUCAGAUGACACGCGUUUUGAUAACGCGCGUUUACAACUACAUACAUUUUGUAACGCCUUAAACGCGUUAGCAUGUGUACAGCCUGAAUAAAAUGUAAGUUGUAAACGCGCGUUGUGCGCUUGUCAUCUGAACAUAGCCUUAGUAUUAUCCGAUAGAUACAGGUAGAUUUAUAGAUAAGUUAUAGAUAAGUUAAUAAAAAUAUAAUAUAUCUACUUUGACCUACCGCAGUCUUUACUUUUAUUUGAUAAUUGAUAGUUGUGUUUAAUUACGAUGGCGGAAAACAAUGUUUUGCCUUUCCCUUACGAGUUUAAAGAACUUGAUCCUGAAGAACAAGAGCUGGUAGAAAAGAAUUUUCCGUAUUUGCCAUCCUCAUACGUGCGAGUGGGUCCCAAAGGCUACAUCUUGACUAAACCUUAUAUCAACGAAGCAGCAAACAUCUAUAACAUGCCUCUUAGACCUACUGAUGUCUUCGUGGCUACUUAUCAACGAUCGGGAACCACAUGGACCCAGGAACUAGUAUGGCUUAUAGCCAAUGAUUUAAAUUACGAAAAAGCUGCGGAAAUACCAUUACCUCAACGAUACCCAUUUUUAGAUCUCUUCAUGUUCUAUGUACAAGAUGAAAAUGAAAAAUAUUUUAAAAAUGUAGAAGCCACAGAGCCAAAUUUUGACAAAGAGAAGUUUUCGCAGCUGUUUGAUGUGUUGAAAACGCCAGUAACUCCGCAGCUAGCCGCAGUUCCCCUGACAGAGACUCGCUUCAUCAAGACACACCUGCCGAUGUCACUGCUGCCUCCCAGCAUCCUGGACACGGCGAAGGUGGUGUACGUAGCUCGGGACCCCAGAGACGUGGCCGUCUCCUGCUAUCACCACUCUAGACUGUUCAGGAUAUUAGGCAGUCUGGUAUCUUUCAAAGACUUCUGGAAUAUAUUCCUUAAGGACUUAUACACAUUGACUCCAUUUUUCGAACACGUUAAAGAAGCAUGGCAGAAGCGACAUAAUCCGAACAUGCUAUUUUUAUUCUAUGAAGAACUAUCACAGGACUUGCCAUCAGUCAUUCGCCGUGUUGCAGAUUUUUUAGGCAAGCAGAUAAAUGAGGAACAAAUCUCCCACCUUUGUGAACACUUGAACUUUAAGAACUUCAAAAAUAAUAAGUCUGUAAACUAUGAGGACAGGAGAGAUGUGGGACUUUUAGCUUCUGAUGAAACCUUUAUGAGGAAAGGCAAAGCAGGAGGUUGGCGCGAUCACUUCGACGAAGAGAUGACACAACAAGCUGAGAGAUGGAUGGAACAGAAUCUGCGUGAUACUGACCUGCGCUUCCCGCAACUAUAACUAUAGUUAUUGUUUUAAUAAAAUCUAUGAGGAAUUGUGA